AUGCUUCGCCGCGCAAAUCGCCCGGCGUCCGAUGCCGGAGGUGGUCCGUUUUCUCGGGUGGAACGGGGACUGGGCUCCAACGAAAACACCAUCGGAUGCCACAGCCCCGGCCACGCAGCUUUUGCUCGGAAACACCGCGGCGCCUUCUCCCCGAAGUCCACACGAGCGCCGCAGAACAUGGCGCUCCGCCUCGCGGUCCUGCUGUCUCUUUCCGCCUGGCAAGGAGCUGUGGCUUGUAAUUGUGCCUGGACCAAUAACGGCCAGUACUGCGGUGGAAGUGAUGGCAGCUAUUGCUGGCACGAAUGCUGUCCUAACUCCUGCGAUGGAGGUGGCUGGACCGUGGCGUACUCCGCCAACCACUGCCAGCGUCAUGGCAAUGUACGACAGAUCUCUUGCACGGGUCCCAAGUCCGACCUUUGUGGCACUCGACUGAGCUCUUCCAACUUCGUGGGUCGUGGGUACCAUUCCAUCCGCAUCAAGGCGGCAGCGGGUCCAGGAGUGGUCUCCACCUUUUAUCUCUCCAACAAUGGGGGCCUUUACGACAAGACAAAAACACAUCCGUGGGUGGAGCUCGACUUUGAGAUCAUGGGCAACAUGGCAGGAGGGCAUUCGCGGAUCUGGACGAACAUGUUCACCGACAUCGCCGUGGAGCACAACGAUUGGAUUACGGUGCCCUUCGACGUCUCGGCGGAUGUACAUGAGUAUGGGUUUGAGCUCUCUGACAACUCCAUCGCCUUCAAGGUGGAUGGCGUGGCCUAUCGCACCGUGGACAUCCGGAACCACCAGGACGUCAAGAACGCCAUUUGGACUUCAAGUUUGCAAAAGUUCAUCUCAGUCUGGGGGAAGUCCGCCUCAGAUCCCGGCGAGGGCAUCAUGGAGUUCCGGAAUGCCAUGGGUCUGCUGAACGGGAAUCACUUCCCCGCGGUGGCUGACUACAUCCUAUGA
Molecule: messenger RNA, 945 nt
Organism: Durusdinium trenchii
Lineage: Eukaryota; Dinophyceae; Suessiales; Symbiodiniaceae
Source: the annotation of a GenBank genome assembly